This is a messenger RNA of Pomacea canaliculata, 5277 nucleotides long. RefSeq names its product golgin subfamily A member 6-like protein 22. NCBI's taxonomy places the organism in Eukaryota, Metazoa, Mollusca, Gastropoda, Architaenioglossa, Ampullariidae. The coding region runs from base 2881 to 4464 and encodes 527 amino acids. The record is from RefSeq and is a predicted model, not a curated record. The transcript has 17 exons.
CAGGAAAUUUGCGUGAAGCAUUGCAACAGAAGCGAAGAGUUGACCGUGGAAAUCUGAAAGUUCUAAAUGUUCACAUCAAAAAUGCCAGAAUGCAACUACUGAAGGGCAGAGCAAAAAGGGCAUCAAACAAUUAUUCUGCAUCAUCAACAAGAUGUCCACGAUCUCACGAAGACAGUAUGUGGCUCGGAGAGAUGCGAUGCUCCAUUCAAAACCUAGGCUGAGUGUGUGAAGGGAACUAAAUUCGGUGGACGGGUAGAUUGUCUGUAGCUAGUCAACUCUGUGUCAGCAUCUGUGAUUGCAGCCUACGAUAGUUCUGGCAUUGUUUAUUUCCAUAACUUUUCUAUAAGUAGAAAACCCACAGAAAAAAGUAGUUAACAAAUAGAAUAAGACAACAACAAUCAACCAAAAACACUUUAUAGAAUUUUACCAAUUAGCAUGUUUCGUUUCAAAAGGAAGAUUAUUAAAAGAUUAUUAACUCCUCCAAGGGUGCGAAGUGUCUAAUUGUAGAAGAGACAAUCAGUCAUCUGUUAUGGCAGCAUCAGUUUUUUGCCAUAUUCUGGACAUAUUUACAUUCAGUGAAGAUCAUUCAAUGUACAUCAUUAAAAAAAAUUAAAUUUCUGACAAAAAUGAAUGUAACAAAAGACAUGGACUGACAAAGUGUUAGACAUAAUUAUGUUGGCAGCACUUUAUAUUUAUUUAUUCAAAUGGAAGAACAAUGUGCCAUAUGUACAAGUUUUAUUAGAAGAUUGUGAAUUAUAGAUAUGCCUUAGAAAGGUAUCAUAGCUUGAUAAGUAAUCGCACACCUUUGUGAGUUAUUGUAGAAGCCAUACAUUGAACUAUUAAUAUGAGCACAAGUAGUAGAAGCUUGGAUAUACUCACCAGCUCCAUCUCCUCUUGACUCUCUCUCCACUUUUGAUAUUUCAUAUCUCUGUAUUCCUGUCUCUCCCUGUGUACUGAAUGAAUGUGCUUUAAGAGUGAAAGAUAUUUUUGAAUGUAUGUAAUUAUAUGUAUAUUUUGUAGUAAAUAAAUGAUGCGGCUUUUGAUGUCAUCGUCCGCUCCACCAUCUUUGUUGACAUUACUCCGCAGAUACGUGAAAUGGACAUCUGUCACCUUCUAGGCAGUAAGGCGAAGGGACAUCAAGAAAUGCAUUUUAAAUUGUAGGUCUCAAGCAGUCGCUAGCUUCCCUAAUUUUGGUCUGAAGAGUCAACAUUCCACGGGUUAUAGUGGCUUAAAGACCAAAGUGAAUUGUUUGCGUUUUUGCAGAUAUCGGUAGAUAUAGGCGAUAUAAAACUAACCUGUAAAUUUCAGCUUCCCAAACAAAUCCUUUAAUUAAUUAUCUGCUAGCAAAGUACGUGAUUCACACCUGCGAUCAACGGGCGCCGGUAACGGAAUACUACGUCACCAGUCACAAGGUUUCUAGCAGUCAACACCAACCUUGCGUGUCCAUCUGCACUGGACUCCUGACACAUUCCUCAAGCUUCACAAAAUUAAACAAUAGUAAAUACGAGCUUUCUUUGUGCGUUCAUAAACAGAUCUCUAACCAAAUAUAAAGGAGGGUAACUGGAUAAAUUCACAUUCUAACACCCAAAGUCUAUUAAAAAAAAUUUAAUAUUAUGGCAAAUAUACAAAUGCCAUAUUUUUAUAAGAAGGAAAACAAUAUUUAAAAGGCUAUCACAUACUAAUGGUCUAUAAGUAAUGAACAGUAGAAACCAAUAUAAUACCUGAAACUGCAUAACAGUGUACUUGUUCACACGAUUGUUUUAUAUGUCUGCAAUGUAAACUUUCAGCUCUAGUGAUAGUGAUUGAUAAAAGGGAUUUUACCAGCCAGCACCUGUCGCCCUACGGCAAGAAAAGUUGUGACAAGAUAGGUAGAAGGGAAAGGGAGAGGUUUGUUGUUUCCCAAUAGGACACGUUCGGCAAGUUAGGUGCAAGCAAUGGCUUUUUUAAUUUAUAUAUAUAUCUAAAUAUCCGGGAAGCCGAGUCUUACUGCAUUUGUCAGUCAACAAUAGAAGUGUAAAAAGUGGGUACAGGGUGGUGGGUACAACAUGGGUGUGUAUGUGUAUAUACAAUUGCUGCUUGCGUCAUAACAUGAUUUGCACGCACAACUGAAGAAUAAAUACAGUCACGUGACGUAUACAGACCCAGCGAUCCAUUACUGUCCACGUAUAAUGGCGAUCCCUCUAGAUGUCAAGAAUCACUCCUUAUUUAAACCUAGUGACCUGCAACCGUCAUAAGAUCACAGCGCAACACAAUGACAGUUGUUGAAUGUUUUCAAUAUAAGAAAUAGCGAGCGACGAUAUAUCACAAUAAUUAUACUACACUCUGGUUUGUCAGUCAAUAGUUCCGUGUCUCUUUGCUAGUCAGCGUGUAGAAAAAUAAUUACUUCCAGAAUAAUCGUACUUUUGGUUUCGGUUUGUCUAUAAAGAUCUAUGUAUUUGUGUACCUGAGUGAAGCCAUGAAUCAGUAAGUGCUGAGGGUUGGUAGACAGAUGAAAUAUUUUUUCACCUGCAAUUAUCUGCCUCGGCCAAGCUCAGUUGAAGUUAGUCAACCUGUCUACGUUCCUAACUUUCAAGUCCGGCCUCACAACGCAGUAACCCGCCACCUCAGAACUCAAUUCCCGAAAGGUCAGAGCACUACCAUCGUCCGGCCAAGACUGGCACAUAGACCAUAUUCGAUGACAUGAACAGUAGUGCAAGGUCCAGAGAAUACAGGGCUAGACAUUACAUUCGUCAGAUGUAAAUAGACAGCACUGGUCAGACGGGAAGAGUAGGACUAUAACUGUGACAGCUACCCGAAGGUCCCCGAUUAGACAGUAGAAUCUUUUCCGCACGGAGAAACAAGAAAAACGGAUAAAAACGUCUAACCCAGAAGCAGUUUAAGAUGGGUUUGUUUAUUUCCAAACUUGGUUUCUUUCUUUCAAAACUCAUUGUGUGGAAAAAGGACGGUGACGCAUCUGCACAAAAUCAUGGAAAUCAAAGAAAUGAUAGAGAACAAAUAUCAGAUAACUCUGACUUGAUGACAGAUGAGGAAACAGAUCACAGUAGUGUACGUAGGCGUUGGAAUCCACGGUCAGAACUUGACGAUGACAACGACGACUACAGGGAAACCGCAAUAGCAACACUGACGGUGACAUCACAUCCAGGGACAGAUACGUCACCAUCAUCAUACAUCUCAGGACCAGGUGCAGCUGUGGAAAACUCAGGUCAAACAGCGGACCAGACGGCACAGCAGUUGGAACAACUCGAUAACAGGAAUCGUGACCUGCAAGAGAUCGUCCAAGUGCUUCAAUAUCAGUUUGACGAGGAUAGGAGACAAAAACAGAGAAUGAUGCAGAAACUUGCAAGUCUGGCAGCGACUUGUACUGAGAACCAACAUAAACUACAGAACCUUGAAGAAGAAGGGAACAAAUGGAAAAAAGAGAAAAAAGAAUUUGAAGUAGAACAACAUAGACGGCAUGUGAAACAACUUGAGGACAAGGACAAGGCAAUAAAGCAGCUCCAAAAGGAAUUUCAGAAAAUGCAAGCAGAGAAGCAAGGAAAACUGCUGCAAAAACUAGAGGAGACGAAUAACAAGGUGAUGAAACUUGAAUCAGACUGUCACGAGACACAAGGGCAUCAAUCAGAACAAAACAGGAUGCUUUGUCACCAACUCGAAGAAAUGAAAAAUGCCAUGUAUCUAUUUGAACUCAGCUGCCCUGAUGCACAAGGGCAACUAGCGGCGCAGCUGCAGGAAAAACUCGAUACACACACACUUGUCCUGCAGGACGUACAAGGUCACAUGGAGGCAACGGAACAGCAGUUUGUUGCCUUGCAGAUGUGGACGCAACAGACGGAUUCGGCUUUAGAGGAGCUGAGAAGAGAGGCAGAGGUCAGAGACCAUCAACUUCGGGAGUAUCACGGUCGCAUGGAGGCAGCGGAACAGCAGUUUGUUGCCAUGCAGAUGAGGAUGGAACAGUCGGAUUUGGCUUUGGUGGAGCUGAGAAGAGAGGCAGACCUCAGAGACCAUCAACUUCGGGAGUAUCACGGUCACAUGGUGGAAGCGGAACAGCAGAUUGUUGCCAUGCAGAUGAGGAUCGAACAGUCGGAUUUGGCUUUGGUGGAGCUGAGAAGCGAGGCAGAGGUCAGAGACCAUCAACUUCGGGAGUAUCACGAGAUGCAGAAUGACAACGUGCAGAAGCUGAUGGAAAAAGUUUCUCAAAAGGAAGAGGAGGCUCGGAGAUACAAGCUGAGAUUCAACAGACAAACACGAAAAUUGCGUGCAGUCUUGCUGAAGAAGCUGAGAGCUGACCGUGGAAAUCCGAAAAACCUAAAUAUUUACAUCAAAAAUACCAUAAUUCAAAUAUUGAAUGUCAGAGCACAAAGGGCAUCAAACAGUUAUUCUGCAUCAUCAAGAAGAUACCCACGAUCUCAAGAAGAUCAUAUGUUGCUCGGAGAGAUGCCAUUGUCCAUUCAAAACUUCGACUGAGUGUGUGAAGGGACCUAAAUGUACAUCAUUAAAAACAAAUUAUUUUCUGAAAAAAUUGAUUUUGCAUGGAAUGCAACAAAACACAUGGACUGACAAAGUGUUAGAAAUAAUUAUGUUGGCAGCACUUUAUAUUUAUUUAUUCAAAUGGAAGAACAAUGUGUCAUAUGUACAAGUUUUAUUAGAAGAUUGUGAAUUAUAGAUAUGACUUAGAAAGGUAUCAUAGCUUGAUAAGUAAUCUCACACCUUUGUGAGUUAUUGUAGAAGCCAUACACUGAACUAUUAAUAUGAACACAAGUAGAAGAAGCUUGGAUAUACUCACCAGCUCCAUCUCCUCUUGACUCUCUCUGCACUUUUGAUAUUUCAUAUCUCUGUAUUCCUGUCUCUCCCUGUGUACUGAAUGAAUGUGCUUUAAGAGUGAAAGAUAUUUUUGAAUGUAUGUAAUAAAAUGUUUAUUUUGUAGUAAAUAAAUGAUGCGGCUUUUGAUGUCAUCGUCCGCUCCACCAUCUUUGUUGACAUUGCUCCGCAGAUAGGUGAAGCUGUCUGUUUGCAGGAUGUUCUCUUUUUGUUCCCAGAUCUUGUGGCUCAUUGUCUCUCUCUGAUUAGUGUUGACUGCAGGUAAUGUCGUGAAUGGUGCACCAACGUGACGUAGUACACUGUUAGCAGCGCUCGUUGACCGCAUGUGCAAAUUGGCAUUUCACGCGGGACCUUUAGCCGAAGUCAAGUGUGUGACGCCCCUUAGCUCACACAUUUCUCUCGCCAUUGUAUCAAUGUAUCAGUGAACUCUCUCUCACUAUCCCUCCUCAUGUGAACCGU